Trematomus bernacchii (emerald rockcod) is the source of this 480-nucleotide messenger RNA. It is a transcript of the gene cplx4a, whose product is annotated as complexin 4a. Lineage: Eukaryota; Metazoa; Chordata; Actinopteri; Perciformes; Nototheniidae. Gene Ontology annotation, cellular component: SNARE complex; terminal bouton. Gene Ontology annotation, biological process: neurotransmitter transport; synaptic vesicle exocytosis; regulation of neurotransmitter secretion. The transcript has 3 exons. The record is from RefSeq and is a predicted model, not a curated record. Gene Ontology annotation, molecular function: syntaxin binding. Bases 1 to 480 code for a protein of 159 amino acids.
AUGGCUUUCUUGAUCAAGAGCAUGAUUGGGAACCCCCUGUCAGGCAUUGGCCUUGGUGGUGGAGGUGACAAAGAAGAGGAGGCCGCCCCCACAGAUCCAGCCAAAGCAGCAGGGAUGACACGAGAAGAGUAUGAAGAGUAUCAAAAACAGGUGGUGGAGGAGAAGAUGGAGAGAGAUGCAGAUUUCUUAAACAAGAAAGCAGAGAGGGCGACACUCAGGGUGUGCCUCAGAGACAAAUACAGGCUGCCAAAGAGCGAGCAGGAUGACAACAUGAUUGAGAUGGCCGGGGACGACGUGGACGUUCCCGAGGAGCUGCUGAAGAUGGUGGACGAGGACGCCACGGAGGAGGAGGGCAAGGACUCCCUCAUGGGCCAGUUUCAGAACUUGCAGAACAUGGACAUGGACCAGCUGAAGGAGAAGGCGUCAGCCACCGUCACCGAAAUGAAGACAAAAGCAGAGGAGAAGUGCUCCGUCAUGUGA